This is a messenger RNA of Polistes canadensis, 10779 nucleotides long. Its product is annotated as serine-rich adhesin for platelets-like. Gene Ontology annotation, molecular function: RNA polymerase II complex binding. NCBI's taxonomy places the organism in Eukaryota, Metazoa, Arthropoda, Insecta, Hymenoptera, Vespidae. The coding region runs from base 906 to 9818 and encodes 2970 amino acids. Gene Ontology annotation, biological process: mRNA 3'-end processing. The transcript is spliced from 7 exons. Gene Ontology annotation, cellular component: RNA polymerase II, holoenzyme. The record is from RefSeq and is a predicted model, not a curated record.
AGAAGAAGAGGAAGAAGAAGAAGGACGAGGAGGAGGAGGAGGAGGAGAAAAAGAAGAAGAAGAAGAAAGAGGAACGUGACCGUCAUCAUUGGAAGGGUGUUCGACGAGGAAUAAACGAAUGAGGAAGAAAGACGCGCGUGAUAAAAAAGGGUGCCAGAAUUGAUAGAGGAAGGAGAGAAAGGUAGAGCACAUAAGAGAUAGAAGAAGAUUGUGGAAAGAGCGAGAGUGAGAGAAAAAGGGGGUAAAGGGGAAAGAGGGGAAAGAGCGAGAGAGAAAGAUAGGGGGAGCGCGUGGAAAACGGGGGUGAUAUACGCGAGUGAGUUGUACGUGUAACGCGGGUGGUGCGCUUUGGUGCCGCGAGUGAAAGAAAUGCGCGCGUGAGAGGGUGUCUCUCGAGCCUCCCUCAGAACGUGCGAGCACACCAACAUAUCUUCGUUUCCGCGAGUUUUUUGACGCAACCCAAAGACGACGAGUGUGCCUACCGCGUCGACGCGCGUAUCGAAAGUUUCGUGCUUUCGAAGGAGGGACGGCCAUAUUAAUCCGUAAACCCCGCCGUCCGAAGCUCAUUCCAAAAAGAUUCUGUGUAUUUUCUCUGAAAACCAUCACUAACACAUACACACCAUUGGAUAUACAUAACGCUGCAAAUUAGAAUUCGAAAUUGAAAGGCUUGUCACGUAUUCUGUGAUAUGUGUGCGUGCGCACUCAACAACUAAUCUCAAACGGUUUGUUAAAUAAAAAAAAAAAGAAAAGGAAAAACAGGAGAAUUAAACGACAAGUUCUACUAUACGCACGGUUCGGUUCCACGUCCUUUCGGAUGACGGUACGUAUAGCUGGUGUGUGUGCGCGACGGUACAAGUGUGUACGAGCGUGUGCGAGCGUGUGCAAGCUGUCUCUUACGCCGCCCGAUGUCCCUGUGCCGUCCUCGUCGUACCGAAGCAAGUCAGCGGUUCACCAAUACCAGCGUGUCCUCUCUUUGCUCCAACGCUACUACUACCACCACCCUUCCUAGGCCCUAUGCUACUCAUGUAGGGCUUGAAGCGACAUUGAGUGACAGCAAAAAGAAGUACGGCGACAAAGUGAAUGCACUUUUGUCUGCCUGGGAGCAUGUCACCAAUUUCAUUCCUGGGGCACCGCCAGAAGCCGCCCAGUCUCUCAUAGAAUGGGCUCACAAACAUACAUUAAAACUGGUAUUGCGCGGGGAGUGGCCAAAGUUGGCACCCGCCACGAGGACGCACCUCAGCGUAACACUACAGAGGUGCGCGUCUCACCUGGUGCAACACCCCGCUGCACCCAGGUGUACCGCCUUGAUAGCUCUAGUGCACAAUCCAUGGACGCAUCCUGCUCUCGACAGCAUACUUAACGGACAACCGGAUUCCGAACAUGAAGAAGAAUUCUGCUGUUCGGAAAAGGGCGAGCUACUGACGAUGAGACUGAAAAUACUUUGCGAGGACCGCUGCGAGGACAUAGCGGUGAACCUCGCCGCGGCGUGCAUACGCUCCCUUAGAAGAAGCGACCGAUUAAGAUCGCUUUCAGAUUCCCAUCACAUUCAUUACAUGAUCGACGUAUAUAUUGUCCUCCUGUACAAAUUGAAACGCACGCAAGAUAUUUUCGCUCAACUAAAAUUAAUGGAUCUUAAUGAUGGACUUGAAUUAGUACAGAGACUCAGUGGAGAAAGACCAACUAAAUAUGGCACAGCUCGUGUUUGGAGAAAUUCUAUAAAAGCUGCGGAAUUGGUAGCUCAGUAUCUCGUAACCGCCGGCAUGGUACGACCGGUAUCGGAAACUGGUGCGAAUAUUUUGGAGCAAAUUUUUAAUUCCUGGGCAUUAUUACAUUCAAAAUUGAAAGAUAUUACACCUACUUUACCCGGGAUGAUUAGAAAAUUAAUAGAACCUGCCGAAAGUGCUCAGCAUAUAUACAUAUUCUGUGCUAUACUUAUCAAGCAUUUCGGCGAUAGUAUAAAGCCAUUGGUGAUCGAGUUAUACAUAAGAGCGUUAACGACUGAUAUGAACGAGCUGGAAAGUCAAAAGGCAAAAUCGGACAAAGAGAAAGUACGAGAAACGGCUAAACGUUUAAGUACGCAAUUUCUCAAAUUGGCUGACAUUGUUGGCAGUAAUAUCGGUAUAGCAAGAGAAUGCGUCUUAACGGCAUUUUCUUUGCAUCCUACCAGAGUUUGUUACGAUAGGAUAAAGGAUAUAGCGAUAGCCUGUGGAAAAACUAAGCAAGAUGAUGGUUGUUCAUUGAACGACGUUAUUGAAAAUGAAAAACUUCCAAAUUCGUUGACAAAAGAUCAUUCGACAGCAGCGUUGUCGAUGGGCAAAAAAAGUGAAAAGAACGUUACGGAAAGGGCAGCAGCAGGCAUUUCGAUAUCACGUAAUAGUAGCGUCCUAGAAUCUUUGUCGUCGUCGUCGUCGUCGUCGUUGUCGUCGUCGUCGUCAUCGUCGCCGUCGCCGUCAACGUUAACGUCCUCCUCUUCUGUUACCACAAAUACCAGCACCGCAACAAGCAUUACUGCUACUUCUACUUCUACCUCUACAUCUAAUACAACCUCCACAACAUAUUCUUCCUCUUCAUUAGUUGCGACGAUAGCUGCUUCGUCGUUUUUGUCGAAUACGAUAAUGACCAUCGCAACGCCGCCGCCAAUAACUGCAGUGACAAAAAAGCCGCCCAUCGAUUUUCAGAACGGUCAAGUAUCAAAGACCUUCGAGCGUACGGAUCAAUUGUUAAAAAGUAUGUUAACGGCGUCGCGAAAAAACGAAAACAUACCGCUAAACGAAAAGUGCCUGUUACAUCCGAAAAAAAGUUCCACUACUGAUGAUGGCCCGUUGGGUGAGCUAUGUUUCAAUUGUGGCGAAUUCACCGGUGACGAAACAUCUAAUAACAAAUCUCCUAAGACAGCGGAAAACGUUGAAAGAACAUUGGACGCUUUGAUCUUGAUUAAGGGAGACGCUGUUACGGGAUCGGCGAAUUAUGAUGAAAAAUCUGUACCAAAUCAAGUUCUCGAUGCCGAGAAACUUGGCCUCUCGCCACAGUUAUGCGACGAUUUAUCGGUUGUUCUCAGUAGUCCGAGGUAUCAUAUGCUUAGUUGGGUACUGGAUUGGAAAGAAUUGAACAAUUUGUGCGAGAGAUAUUUGGAGAACGCGGAAGAAAUGCGGAAUACGAAUAAAGAGUUGAAGUAUCUCAAUAUUGAUUAUUCCCAGUUCAAAGAUUGGCCCUCGGAAGAUGACACGAAGGAUGAAUUUUUUGGAAUUGAAAAGGGUUACGAACAAUGGGUCGAUUUACCUUCCGACAGUUCGGAACAAUUUGGUAGUUUUCAACCAGCAGGAGGGUACAAAAGAUCUUCGACGAGACGAAGUUUGGACGACACCUCUACGACAGAUUCGGACAGUGGAAGUGGUGUGCUGCGCGUUAGAAGGACAGGAAGGCAACGUAAAGUUCACAGGCUCGAAUCUUCUGAAAGCGAUUAUGACAGCACUGAACGUAGUAAACCGAAACAUUUUAGAAAUCGUGCUAGCUCUGUUUCCGAUUCCGAUAGUAACACGCAAGAUAGCCAAACCGAUAGUCUCGGUAGUGAUGGUUGUAGAUUGGAAACUAAAAAGAAAUCUAACAAAUCUUCUAAUAAAGACAUUGGUAAGAAACGAAUCAAACCGUCGAAAUUAACCGUAGAUUCAGUUUCGCAUUUUCACAUGUUGGUGAACGAAAAUGUCAGGCAUACAUCUUCCCACGAAGACGCCAGCGGUUCCGAUGUAAGUACCAAUGAUAUAAUAACCCUAUUUUCUGCUGAUAUGGAUGAAAGCAAACGGGAAACUAUCAAAGGAUCGGCUUAUACGGCGGCAGCACCAUUAAUUAUAACUGAAAGAAGAAGUGAUCCUGCGGUACUGAAAUCUUUGAGAAUGUUUAGGCCACAGAAUGCGAAAAAACCGACAAGGAUAGCACAGAUAUUGCAAAAGAAUUUGCUUAAUAAAAGCAAAGACAAUAAAUUAAACGAAGAAGCCAGUAGUGUAGCCAAAUUUGCGCCAAUGCUGAGUACGUUGAAUUUAAGUCCAAAAAUUGUAUUGACUAGAGCAGAUGAAAUUGACAGGAAAUUAGUUCGUUCGAAAAAACAACAACGGCUUAGUACCGGCGAUAUCACUAGCGAAUUGAUUAAUAUACAAAAGACCAUGCCCUUCUCGCCUAACAAAAAUGUAAUGACUACGUUUCAAAAACAAAAGAAUUGUACUGGCAAUAAUUCGAGUAAAACUGAUUUAGUGGGUACCGUCGUAGAUAGUCGUGAUUUAAGCUCCGUUAAAUCUAAUUUGGGUAAAAACAAAUUUGAUAUUCUUGCAAAGGCAGUCAGAGACUCGGAUAUAUUAGCAAAAAAUGUACCAGGUUUGAAUUCCUUAGAUAUGAUGGUACCACCUAGGGUUCGAUCAACCGUAAACGUUGUACAACUUUCUAGAAACAUUCCACAGAGUCCUAAUUCAGGUUCUACAAAUAGUGGUAAUACGCCUCCAAGACCGAAUAGAACACCAAGCGUAGCUGGAAGUAUUCAAUUACCUGGUACGCCUUCUUCCGGUGGACACGAUAGCGGUGUCGGGAUGAGCCCAGCCGGUCAAACACCACCACCUAGAUCAUCUGCUUUGCCUGACAUAGGCGAGGAAGCUAAUCAGCCACCAGAUAAUACAUCUUCAACGACUCCAACGAAUACGAUUCAUUUCGAUUCCGAUUCAACUCCAAGAACGACAACGACAACGACGACGACGACGGUAACUAUGCGACGUGCUAGCAGUCAACAUCAAUCUCCAAAGAAAUCUCCUUCGCCUUGUUCGGCAGCGACAACAACUAUAACGAUAACGACCACAACAACGACAUCAUCGUCUUCACCGUCGCCAUCCUCAACGGUCGUACCAUCAUCAUCUUCUAUCGGAUCCGAACAAUUACAAAUAGUAUGCAAACCUGACGGUACUUACCAAUUGGCUUCGGUUAAUCCUAACGUAUUGACCAAUCAAAGAAACGUCCUUACCUUGCAGAACUUAGAUGACGGAAACGUUGGAAAUUUUUCACGGCAGACGGCGCAACGUAGUAACACGGAAGCAACUAAUAACUCGAGUAACAGAAAUACCUACGACAGACUACCGUCGGUCAAAGUAUCUUCCCAACCAGGUCAAAAUGCAGGCUUGCCAAAAUUUCAACAAGCAUUCGGUAGAACGAUUUACACAUUAUCGACUGAUACGAGUAGCGGAACGGUAACUACAACGGAAGCACUUGUUCAACCAGCGUCUACGCAAAAGACAACAAAUCUUUCAAAAGCUGUACAAACGUCGGUACCUAACGCACAACAGACUAAUUCGGCGACAGGUAUCAAUGUACAAUCAAUAACCAACAUACCUAAUUUACAAUUAUCUACUGGCAGACAAAUAUUGAAUAUCGUUCAAAGUUCAAGCGGUAACGCAAACGCGGGGACGAAUUUAAAUACAAAUCAAGCGUUGACGCAGCUCGUACAAAGCGUGCAGAACGCUUCCCCAGGUGUAAUAUAUACGCACAAAAUACCAGUUACGAUAUCAACCACAAAUCCAAGCCAGAUAAAUAUCAUACCAACGAUAUCUCAUGCUAAUUCUAUACCAACAGGUAGAACGCCGGUAGUAAAGUUAAAUAUUAUCCGUACCGCUGCUCCUUUACGACCGCAAAGUAUUACUGGUACGAUACAGGCCGUACUUACGACUCCUAGAUUGCAACAACAAGCUCAACAGAAUGUCAGAACUGACAAUUUGUUGAGCCCUCCAAUAGAGGUACCGAAUCAAGUAAGUUCAACGACUUUGGAACAACUGCGAGAAUUUGAAAGUGUUUUGGAGCAAGUUAAGGAAAGGAGUACUAUUCAGCCUCAAUCACAUCAAUCUUUAUCAUCUACGACAACUACUACCGUACAAACGCAAACAACAACGCAAUCGAAUAAACAACAACCACAGCCACAACAACAACAGCAGCAGCAGCAACAACCGCCACCGCAACAGCAGCAGCAGACACAACAACAAGUAUCCGUUAGCGCGCUUGCUCAACAACUUUUGAUGCCAGCGCAACCAAGCGGCAAUAAUGAAUUUUCCGGUAACGGUAACAACGUUACAUUUCAACAGGACGUGUUUUCUCAAAAAGUUUCACUGGCUUAUGUAAAUCAAAAUGCGGCAAGUGGUGGUGGCGGCGGCGGCGGCGGCACUGCUGCUGCUGCUAAGGUAUCGAAUUCUACGCCAGUAGUUGUGGUAACGAGUUAUUGUCAACCCGUAGCUUCGCCAGCAUUAAGUGUUACUUCUCAAAGUUCGUCGAGUCCGUGCGUAACUCCUGCACCUGCUCCAAUUCCAUCGGCUGGUAAAACACCUCCUACUCCACCUUCUUCGAAAACAGUUAAGAAAUCAACGCCUAAAACUGUAAAAACAAGUGCGACGAAUACGUCUAAGGCUUCGCCUAUACCGAAACCACAACAAAAGCCACAGGAAGAUGAACAAACGGCGCAAAGGAUUUAUGCUAUUUUAGACGAAUACGCGGAACAGUUAAGAAAUUCACCGGAUCUUAAUAACAAACCCGCUCCGAGAAGAAGAUCCAAUCCACCAACCAAUCCGAGUCAAUCUUCCAAAAGGAAAAAAUCUAGCUCGAGUAAGACGAAACCCGUGGGACAACAAACUUCGGAAUUAAGUCCGAGUACGGAUGAUCUUGGUAGGACAAUGGGGAGCGAAGAUUCUUCUAGUGGUGUAGUACAUGUUCAAGAUAGCCCUGCAGGUUUUGUAACUACCGAAGAAGCAUCUAGUAACGUAACGAACACUACCGAUACCAAUGCCGAAGUACGUAAUCUAACCAACGAUUCUAGCGACGGCGUUGAAUUAAACGUUAAAAGACGCAAUCUCAUAUUUGCCGAACCUGGUACUGGCCAACCAAGAGCUGUUAUCGUUCAGGAAGCUUUACAAACUAGCUCUGUCAGCGUUAGCGAAGCUAUUGCUUCGGUAACAGGAAAAGUAGGAAGUACGGCAGUCUUGGUGCCAGGUACAAACUACAUCUUACCAAUGAAUUUAAUGAAAAGUGGUCAACAAUUUACGAUAGUAUCCAGCGGAUCGAAGUUCCUUGCGACGGUGCCAGCGACGGUUAGGGCUACCGGUAAUACCGGAGUAUCUAAUACACUGGUACUGCAAUCUUUUCUAAAUCAAGCUGGUAAAAUCAUUUCUCAACCUACCCAAGUGAAACAAGUUAAGAUACCAACGUUACAAACCUUAUCAAGCAAUCAAUCCUUAAAUACUACGCAAAAUGUUCAAAAUGCUUCCGUCGUUAUUCCACAAACGGCAACUAGCAAUCAAUUUUCAGGCGAAACUGUUAAUGAAAAAAAUAAUAUAAUAAGUGAUAUCAAUGUGCCGAAAUCAGAUGCAACAGGUUCCGGUGUUGCGGAAUCAGCGACAAGUACUAUCGUGGUUAAUAAAACUAAUCCAACUAUUGGUUUGAUUCAACGAAAUCUUAACGAGAUAUCCGAAAAUCAGCAAAUAUGUAGCGUAAUUACAAGUAAUCCAAAUUUGGCCUUACAGAGUACGAGAUUGUUUAACCCUUCUAUGCAUAAGAUAUCAACGGCCACAGGAUUGAAAGCUGAAAACGUGGUCUGUCUGACACCAACGGGAACUAUUGCUCAUUCGACGGAAAAGAAAGCAUCGCAGGAAAAUCAAACGCAUAAUGAAAAAUCAGUAUCUAUUCAAACAGCAGCUACGAUUGCCUUAGCUUUUACUACACAAUCGACAGAUCCUUUAAUAAAUGGCAGUCAGCAGCAGCAGCAACAAAAGGAUAUUAAAGAAUCUACUUCUGAUAUAAUAUCCGACGCUAAAAUCAUUUCACCUAAAACGGUUAAGAGAAAAAUGGAGGAUGCUGUAAGCAUGCAGGAAAUCGUACCUAGAAACUUAAUCGCUACGAACUCUGUUGUUUGUUCUAACAUCGUUACGUCGUUGCAAAAUAAUACAAAGAUCGGCGAUUCCAUGUCGUCUACUAUUGCUUCAAGCAAUAAAGAUUCGUCGAGUAUCGAAAAUUCAACGCAAUAUUUAGUGACAGGUGGUGGUCCUAGUAGUUCGGACAGUCAGGAAUCUCCGGUUCAACAAUCCAGCGAAUCGGUAGACGUAUCUUGUAAAAUUGGCAAUGGUUUGUUAUAUGAGAAUGCAAGAUUACAAGAGGCAUGGGAACCAGAAGGAAAAGUAUCUCCGGAUACACCAUGGAGGUACGUCCCAGCGUCGACAAAUCCUUUGAGUAUCGAACCAUUAAAGAUAUAUUCGAGAGAAAAUGAUAACUCGGAUAAUGUACAAAGCGUGUUGCAAAUAAUCAAUAAAGGUCAAGGAAUAGAAAUGGCAAGUGGCCAAGUUUAUCAAACGAAUACAAAGAAGUAUUUUAUGAAUCAUACUUUAGAGCCGUUUCAUCAACAGUAUUCGACUAAAAGUAUGAUGAAAAAUCAAUUAAAUCAGAGAUUAGAUCGAGAAUUGCUGCAGCAUAAAAUAGAGAAGAAAACGGCGGCGAUAGAGCGUGAGCUUAGGUUGCAAAAGAGCUUAUCGGAGGAGUGCGAGGAUUUGGGCGUUGACGAGCCAAGUACUAGCGAUUUGUUUCCAGAAGCAGACUUGUUGUUCGAUACAAAUCAUUCACCGUCGUUCGACCAUUCCUCGCAAGACGCAUCUUGCAGUCAAUCACUGGGGAUGAAAUCUUACAGCAGCAGUUCCUAUUUUCGUCCUUUGGACUCCUCGAGCGGUAGCAGGGACGCCAGUCCGGUCGCUGAUUUCAAAUUGAACGAACGUAGAAAGAAUGCGAGCCAACGUACGAGAAGUCUAAAAGAUACGAGCAAAAGAAGGAAGGGUGAUAACAAGGCGGCGGUCGAAUUGCAACCAGAAAAUCCUGCGAAACAUAUGCGCUUCACAUUAGAAAAUUUAAGCCAAGACGAGGAAGAAGGCUCUAACAGUAAUUCGGAUAUAUCAAGACUUUCCCCGACACAUUUACCUAUGUUGGAUAACGAUUCCUCGAAGGAUAUUAGUCGGAUCAAAAUGGACUCGAGGAAUGGUUCGAAAGAAGGCUCGCCGAUCAGUGUAUCCAGUAUUCCAUCGAACAUUAAGUUGGACAUUGACCUUGAUUCGGAAUCAUUGCCACCGAGUAUAAAUGUAAAUAAUACAUCAGCCGCUAGCUCAGGGGACGAGGGUUUAACAUUGCUCGGUGGUAGUACAGCUGACGUAACUAUACCUUCGCCACUCUCGCCUAUCGCCGGACCUCUAUUGUCAACGCACAAAUACACUUACGCGAAUAAAAAGCGUAUAGCCUCGAAAGUUACUAGGAUGGAUUAUCUUUCUUGGGAAAGUCCCAUGUCCGAAAGAACGAGGACGAGUAGCGAUGAGGAGGAGUCCAGUAUUAGCGAUGAGGAUGAUAACGCAUUGACGAACGGUCUCGACGAUGCUCUACAGCAAACAUUAAAAUCCUCAUCAGCCGAUCGACGUUGUACAUAUUUGAAAAAAAAGGACAAGUUACAAGUGAAUGCAAGAGUGGUAUUGAACAGAGCCGAUCACAAAUCAGGUAGUUUCAGUAAACGUGUUAAGCCGACGGAAUCUAUAAUCGAUCCCGUCGUUCUUUGUAGCGACAAAAUUUCCGAAUUAUCGGAGGACGAGACCGGUAAUAUAACGUCAUUAACAGAACCAGAUUGUAGAGCUAGAAGAUCCAGUUUGCGUGGACACGUGAAGAAAGGUUGUGCCUGUUGCAACGGUUCACCUGAAAGACCGAAGAAAAAGACAGUUAAAUCUUCGGAUCAUCGUUUGAAGAAGAGAUUAUCUUCGAAACAGGCCGCCAAGAAAAGGUAGUCCUAGCGAUCUAACGCUCGCUCGUCGUCUUUUUCGUCUUAUCGAUAUAUCUUUACUCUAAGCAUUUUCUUAGAACAUGCUAAGGUAAUGGUAAAACCUUCGAGCGAUCUAAAUAUUAUUCUUAUAGUCAAACUCUUUAUUGCUAAUUGGAAUUAACAUGAGAUUUUUUCAUAUAUAUUAUGUACCUUGACAAGAGUAAGAGACUCGUUUGCGAUCAUCUUUGAUCGCAAUAGGUCCCUCUGAAAAUUGCGUUUGUAAAUAAUUAGAACAUGUGGAAUUUGUAAGAAAGAGAAAAAAGAAUAAGGGAAAGAGAGAGAGGGAACCGGGAGGGGGGGUGGGAAUUUAUUGUUAUUUUUUUUUGUCCUGAAAUAUCUAUCUAGUAUCGAAAAAGAGUCACAUUUAUGAUACGAUUUACAACAAACGGCAAACUCUUCGUACGUACGUACGUACACUUAUACAUAAUAUAAAUAAUAUUAAAAUUGUGUUUAAAUCGCUGGUAAGAUAUAGAGAAAAGAGAGAGACGGACUAUUUAUAGUGUGUUUCUCCAUAAAUUAAAAUAGAUGAUCAUCCUUCUUACAUUAGGUGUUAUUUACUAUACUAGAAUUUAAGGUAAACAGAUCAUUAUGUGGAUGAAAAAUAAUAAUUAAACAAACAAAAAAAUACUUAGAUUACGAUAUUAAGAUCACAUUUAGAGAUGCAAUCUAGUCAAGAAAUAACGCUGAUGAUUUUGAGGAUGAUAAUUAAAGAAUAAUUAAUGAUAUAAACCUGUAAAAACAAUAGGACGACGAUGAUGAUUAUGAUGAUAAUGCUAAUGCUAAUGCUGAUGAUGAUAAUGAUAAUGAUGAUGAUGAUGAUGAUAACGAUUAUGAUGAUGCUAAUGGUAACAAUGACGACGAUGACGACGACGAUGAUGAUGAUGAUGAUGAUGAUGAUGAUGAUGAUGAUGAUGAUGAUGAUGAUG